Messenger RNA from Suillus subalutaceus, 1741 nucleotides. Its product is annotated as cytochrome P450. Bases 1 to 1533 code for a protein of 510 amino acids. The transcript has 14 exons. The record is from RefSeq and is a predicted model, not a curated record. Gene Ontology annotation, molecular function: heme binding; monooxygenase activity; oxidoreductase activity, acting on paired donors, with incorporation or reduction of molecular oxygen. NCBI's taxonomy places the organism in Eukaryota, Fungi, Basidiomycota, Agaricomycetes, Boletales, Suillaceae.
AUGCUCUUCACUCAUAUUCUCCCUUUAGGGAUAUCGUGCAUUAUUGCCCUAGUUGUCACUUCGAGUCUGGUUCGCAAACGUAUAUACCCUAUACCUCUGCCGCCUGGCCCUCGUCCGUUACCAUUUUUGGGUAACGCGCUGCAUUCAUUAUCGAAUACUAAACGACCUUGGCUCACAUAUACUGCGUGGGCAAAGAAAUAUGGAAAUAUCAUUCAUAACCGUAUACUUGGGAUCGACUUGAUCAUCAUAAACUCCGAAACCAUCGCGCGAGAGUUGCUGGACAGGCGCUCUGCGAAUUACUCUACUCGCCCCAUUAUCCGCUCCAACGAAUUAGCUGGACUGGCAUUCAAUACUGUGUUCCUUCCAUAUGGCGAAACUUUACGGCGACAUCGCAAGAUCUUCCAUCAAGUUUUCAGGGCCGAAGUCUCGGUCUCAUACCACGAGAUGUACUCUCACUAUGCAAAUGAAUUAGUCAUCAAUCUCUUAAAUCCCACCAGUGACUUGCAGCAACACACUCGAGUAUACGCGGCAUCCCUAAUCAUGGCCGUGACAUACGGACACCUUGCUGGUGGACACGAAGGCCCAUUUCUCACCCGCACGCGCGAACUCCUUGAUAUUGUCAAAUAUAUUGCUUCUCCCGAGAGGGCUGUUAUCUUCACGGCCUUUCCUUUCAUCGAAAAGUUGCCGCUUCGGUACUUCGGUGGAGGACUUGCCCUGAUAGAACGCAGUAGAGAAUUAUGUCCACAGCUUUUGAACGAGCCCUUUGACGAAGUGAAGGCCCAGAUAGCAAAUGGCACUGCUUCACACUCAUUGGUCGCCGACUUUCUCAGUCAAGCUCACGACGACGCUGACGAAGACAUAAUUAAGUCUGUUGCGUUGAUGGGAUUCAUGGCUGGUGUAGAGACUACUACAUCCGCAUUACAGACAUUCCUUCUGGCUAUGGUGCUCUAUCCUGACGUCCAAGCCCAGGCUCGUGCAGAAAUUAAUCAAGCUGUGAGACAUGGUCAAAUGCCGUGCUUGGAUGAUAGGGCGUCACUGCCCUACCUUGAUGCCAUCCUACGCGAGGUCCUGAGAUGGCAUCCUAUCAUCCCCUUAGGAGUUCCACAUGCGACAUUAGAUGAUGAUGUUUACGGCGAGUACUUUAUACCCAAAGGUGCCAUAGUAAUGGUUAAUCAGUGGGCACUGUCUCGGGAUGAAAACAUGUUUCCUGAUGCAUCACGUUUCGAUCCUAGUCGUCAUCUAACAGCUGACGGGAAGCUGAAGGAUCCUUUCGCCAGCCAUUUUGCCUUUGGUCAUGGCAGGCGUAUUUGUCCUGGUCGUUGGUUUGUAGAGAAUGGUCUGUGGACUGCAGCUGCUGCCAUACUCGCCGUCUUGCGCAUCGAUCAUGCCAAAGACUCAAACGGAGACAGGAUUGAGGUGAUACCGGAGUUCAGCACCGGCUUGGUGGUUCACCCUGAGCCAUUUCACUGCUCGUUUGAAAGCGUGAACACAGCGAGAGAAGGACAUCUUCGAGCGAUGAUGAAUUCGAAGUAAUGGUCACGGUCUUCGUUCUGUUGUCCUUAUUGUGGAUAGGUGUUGCGAAAAGUCAUAUAGGACGCUACUAGGUGCAUGCCGCAUUGAUCUAUUUUAUAGAGGUAGUCUCCCCGACUCCCACGUUAGUGGAGGAGGGUCUGUCGAAUGGAUACGUCUAAUUUCUCUACUUUUCUAUCCGACCUGUCCAGCAAAAUGCGCUUUGUCGUCG